UGAAAGUUUUUUAAAUAUCAAAAUGGCCGCUUGUCAUUUACGUCUAUUCAUCAGCCUGGAACUUAACAACCAGUUUAGUUUGUGCGCUGUGUUUUGAUAAUUUGAGCAACAAAAAAGUGACGAAAAAUAUUUAGUUGUAAUCAAUAGUGCUCCAUUAUUUGGGGCAACUUUCUUAAAAUGAACGAAUUAUCGUCUCCUUCGCCUCCGCCGCGACAAUCGGCCGGAAGUCCACCGCCAAAGUGCGCAAUUUGUCUCGGUACCUGCAACAAUAAGUGCUUCUCGGACUCCUGUCGACAUCAGUUCUGUUUCACCUGCCUACUAGAGUGGUCGAAGGUCAAAGCUGAGUGUCCGUUAUGUAAACAACCGUUUAAGUCCAUAAUUUAUAAUAUUAAAUCCAACGACGAAUACGAUGAACAUGUUAUUGUCAACGACCCGUUUCAAGGAGGCAGGGGGUUCCACAACAUCGAAAAUUACUUCUUGCCCCGUUCACCCUCUCGCCACUUUCAGUUCAGGACCACCUUUACCGUUGACCAAGGAGGCGAACUUGCCAUUCAGCAAAUGUUACUCUCUCAUCCGCUCACGAACAGCAUGUAUAACUUUCCCGACAAUUACAUUUUGCCAAGACACACAAGUCGGUUUGGCAGGUUGCGACAUGCUCGCCGGGCGAGUUCUGCUACCAGCUUCCGAAGGUCCGUGUACAUGACCAAUAUGUGGGUGUAUGCUCCACCGGAUGUUACAGGACGUUACAGAGAAGCUACCCCUCAAUUUUUUAGCGACAAUCCUGCCUCCAGAAAUCGACUUGUUCCAUGGUUGAAUAGAGAAUUAAACGCCUUACUUCGUGAAAACACACAGCAGGUGAUGCACUUAGUGGACGUAAUAAUGGACCAUUUACCGCGAUGGCACAUCAGAAGCAGAGCGUUCAAGCGCCUGUUGGAAACCUACCUAACCAACAAAACCGACCAUUUUAUCCACGAGUUUUACAAUUUCAUGCGAUCACCAUUUGACAUGAUCGGAUACGAUCGCCACAUUGUUUACUCAAACCGACCGACUUCGCCCACAUACUCAAUCUCGGACCAAGAGGAUGAUAGUGAUGUAGCUAUAGUGAACGUACCGGAACCGAUUACAGUCAACAACAAUCCAUUCCGAAGGCCGACCAUUGAAGUUAUUGAGAUCAACUCUGACAGCAGUCACGAUUCCGACGUAAUUAUCGGGGAACCGCCGGCGCCCGAAGUGAUUCUGCUCGAUUCUGAUACGAACGAGGAUGUUAGGACGCUCGAUCCCCCAACGAGUGUGAGUAGCGAUUUAAGCAGCAGUAGUGAAGCUUAUCGCAAACCAGUUCUACCUCUUAAGGUACGAUUUAAGCGAAAGCGACAAUCAAAAGAGAGGCGAUCAAAGAUUAAAAAGAAAUGUUGCCAAAGAUGCUGUUCGUCAAACGCUUCAUCGAGUAGCAGUAGCGAAGAUUCCAGCGAUUCUACUACCUCCUUUAGUAAUGACUCUGCUAAUAAACGGUCCAGAAAGAAACAGAAGUAUAAAAAGAAGGCAAGGAACCACAAGGACAGUAAGGUGCGCCUAAAACGGAAGUUUAAUAUGAUAAGCAGCAGUUCUGAUAGCGAUUCUCCAACCGUACUCGAGAAACCAUCCACUGGAUUCGAUUCGGACGAUAGCAUUCCCUUAUCCCAAAUAAAACACCAGGAACUGGUCAAACAAAAAUCUAAGAAGCCCACCAUCGAACCGUCACAAAGUUACACAGUGAGCAGUUCUAAGUCGUAUGAAACCGUCGUCGAUGAAUCCAAACCGUCUUGUUCACGUUGGAAACCGCAAGCCACCUUUAAUACGGCACCGUGUCAGGUUUCUUCCGACUCGAAUUCUUCUAAGCCUAUUACCAAUGUAAAUAAAAAGGAAGACAAUUCCAUUCUCUCCACCUAUCGACAACUCGACGAUGGGAAUCGGUACGAACCAUUCUCUAAUUACCCAUUGGUCGGUUCGUCGACAACCCCUUCGGUCGGUAGUCGCUACUACGAAGGCGCCCAUUACUCCUCUGCACCGAGAAAGUUGGAGAGUUACACUCCACCUCUCCCCUCUAACGAAGACGUAGGUUCUAUGUACAAUAAUUUAUUUUACGAUUACAACUACGAGAACUAUCCGAAUUGCAAUCGUUCUGACAGGAAAUUUUGCCCUCAGGAGAAUGUCCCAUCUCGAGUGAAUGUGGCGGUCGGCACUUCACCUCUGCAUAGCGGUACAGAUUUCUCUGUACACGACAGUUACUACAAUCCGAUUUUUAGCAAUAGCCGUCGCUUACAAAGCGUUAUUGUUAAGAAAGAAGGUAAAGACAAUUCGAAGGGCUCCCUUCGUUUAAUGGCUGUUUCAUCCGAAUCCGAUUCUAAUUGAAUCGUUUUCUCAGGUCAUAGUUUAUUUUAAUUUCUUUGUUUUUAUAUUUCUGUAAGUAAAAGAUUUUAAUCGAUGGAAUUGGGUUGUCCUCUUGUCUGCUCUCCUUUCAAAAUUACUCAAUUUCUUAGGGAGUGUGUGAUAUGAUGAUUGUACAGAUCACAUCAAGCUACACCUAAUGUUUAAGGGCAGAUUUUUCACUUCUUUGACACUUUCUAGUUUCUGUGUCUUUAAUAACGACUUCACGGCGAGAUCUAAGAGUUGCAUGGUAAUGGUGUUUUAUGCUUAUUAUCUACAAGAUUAAUUUGCGUACAAGUAUUUAAAAUACAAUGUAAAAACAUUCACUUAAUCAAAUUUUCUCACAAUAAAGACUAGUCGGAGAUUUGGUACAGGUAGUAACAAAAAAAAA
This is a messenger RNA of Photinus pyralis (common eastern firefly), 2794 nucleotides long. Its product is annotated as E3 ubiquitin-protein ligase Topors-like. Bases 178 to 2388 code for a protein of 736 amino acids. The record is from RefSeq and is a predicted model, not a curated record. Gene Ontology annotation, biological process: protein polyubiquitination; protein monoubiquitination. The transcript has 7 exons. Gene Ontology annotation, molecular function: ubiquitin protein ligase activity; metal ion binding. NCBI's taxonomy places the organism in Eukaryota, Metazoa, Arthropoda, Insecta, Coleoptera, Lampyridae.